Castor canadensis (American beaver) is the source of this 6014-nucleotide messenger RNA. It is a transcript of the gene Wipf2, whose product is annotated as WAS/WASL interacting protein family member 2. The record is from RefSeq and is a predicted model, not a curated record. Gene Ontology annotation, molecular function: actin binding. NCBI's taxonomy places the organism in Eukaryota, Metazoa, Chordata, Mammalia, Rodentia, Castoridae.
AGCAGAUCCAUUUCCGGGUUGGUAAAAGGGGCGGCGGCGAGAAAGAGCUUGCCGGGGGGCGAGCGGAACAGGACCAAAGCUGAGCGGAGGUGGCAGAGGAUUCACUCCCGGAGCAGCUGCAGCCAGGUAUAUGAGUGGCCUAACGCUGCAAAUUAAGACGGAGAGUCAGCAGUGCCAACCCGGAGCAGGGCAAGGAUGCCAAUUCCUCCUCCCCCUCCACCCCCACCUGGUCCUCCUCCACCUCCCACUUUUAAUCAGGCAAACACAGAACAGCCUAAGCUGAGUAGAGAUGAGCAGCGGAAUCGAGGCGCCCUCUUACAGGACAUUUGCAAAGGGACCAAAUUGAAGAAGGUGACCAACAUUAAUGAUAGGAGUGCUCCUGUCCUUGAGAAGCCCAAAGGAAGCGGUGGUGGUUAUGGCUCUGGAGCCGUAGCCCUGCAGCCCAAGGGAGGUCUCUUCCAAGGAGGAGUGCCAAAACUCCGGCCUGUGGGAGCCAAGGACAUUUCAGAGAACCUGGCUGGUAAGCCAGCCCUACAAAUCCCCAGUUCUCGAGCUGCUGCCCCAAGGCCUCCAGUGUCUGCAGCCAGUGGGCGUCCUCAAGAUGACACAGAUAGCAGCAGAGCCUCCCUCCCAGAACUGCCCCGGACACAGAGACCCUCUUUACCGGACCUCUCUCGGCCCAAUACCACCAGCACUACGGGCAUGAAGCACAGCUCCUCUGCCCCUCCCCCACCACCUCCAGGACGGCGUGCCAAUGCACCUCCUACACCUCUGCCUACGCACAGCAACAAAAUCCCAGCCUACAACAGAGAGAAACCCUUGCCACCGACGCCUGGACAAAGGCUCCACCCUGGUCGAGAGGGACCUCCUGCUCCACCCCCAGUCAAACCACCUCCUUCCCCUGUGAAUAUCAGAACAGGACCAAGUGGCCAGUCUCUGGCUCCACCUCCUCCGCCUUACCGCCAGCCUCCUGGGGUCCCCAAUGGACCCUCCAGUCCCACUAAUGAGUCAGCCCCUGAGCUGCCACAGAGACACAAUUCUUUGCAUAGGAAGACACCUGGGCCUGUCAGAGGUCUAGCGCCUCCUCCACCCACCUCAGCCUCCCCUUCUUUACUGACUAACAGGCCACCUCCCCCAGCCCGAGAUCCUCCCAGUAGGGGAGCAGCUCCUCCACCCCCACCACCGAUGAUCCGAAAUGGUGCCAGGGAUGCUCCCCCUCCCCCACCACCGUACCGAAUGCAUGGGUCAGAACCCUUGAACAGAGGAAAGCCCCCACCUCCGCCCUCAAGGACGCCUGCUGGGCCACCCCCUCCUCCACCACCACCCUUGAGGAAUGGCCAUAGAGAUUCUGUCACCACUGUCCGGUCUUUCUUGGAUGACUUUGAGUCAAAGUACUCCUUCCAUCCAGUAGAAGACUUCCCUGCUCCAGAAGAAUAUAAACAUUUUCAAAGAAUAUAUCCCAGUAAAACAAACCGAGCUGCCCGUGGAGCCCCACCUCUGCCACCCAUUCUCAGGUGAAGCCUGGCUUGGUCCUGUUCCUCAGGAAAAGGAUGGACCUCUUCUUCUCAGAUGGUCCCUUUCAUCCCCCCUGCAACCUGCAUGAGAGCUCCUGCUGUGUUUCUCCAGUGCGACCAGUCCUCGACUCCAAGCAUCCUUCCAGCUCACCUCCAUCUAUGCAGCUCGUCUCUGGACUUGGUGAUUGGACUCUUUCUAUGACAGCAGGGCCUAAAACCCUGCAUCCAUCCCUCUUCCAGCAAGUCCUCCUAGCUAGAAGAGGAGAAAGCUUCCAUGUCUCCUGCUUUCCUCUGGGGAAAGGUGCCUUGUUGUGGUGAAUGGACUCGGGCAGGGUGGAGAAUGGUAGCCCAUCCACUCUUAUGCACUGUGGGGAAGCGUGGUGGGUGCAUUAUAUUACAUUGUUUAGGAGGCUGGCACAGCCAGUACUUAUGGGGAAGCAUUUUUAGUGAAACAGUAAAGGAGUUUGCAGAGAAGUGAUCUGUUCUAAAGGUCAGGUUUAGAGAAAGGAUAAGGAAAUAGGUCUUCAUUAUUUUUAGGCAUGUUUUGGUUUUGUUCUCAUCCCCCCCACACCAACCCAGGGAUAAGUUGAAAAUGCACACUAAAUACUAAUCAGUUGAACUAAACAUUUAAUAAAAGGAAGGGGCAAAAUAAACUGAGGAUCAUUUAGAACUAGUCAGUUUCUAUUGUAGUUGAGGAACCAGGAGCCAUUUGAGUCAUCUGUGACUUCCUGCCCCCUUUCUCAGGGUGCUAGGUUGAAGGUGUUCUCCCCCUCUUCCCAUCCCCUCAAGAGACAAGUCACUUUUUGUCAAGGGCAUCAUUCAUUCCUGAUUCACAAAGCCCAAAAACCUUUGGUGGGAGAUAAGAAGAUAGGGCCUAUGCCUUAACCUCAACCUCGAGUCUGCCUCAGUUUUUUCUAACUGGCUCUGAAGUAGUCAUUGUCACUUUGAGUCCUUUAGCCCCUAGAGUGUACGUCACGAUAACUAAGAAGGGAAAGAGGAAAGACUUCCUUGGAGGGUCUGGCUAUGUGGGGCUACAAAGGACUUUAUAGUCUGCUAAUAGUGAAAUUCACAGCCAUCUUGAACUGAGCAGGCUCUUCCUGUUUCUUUCUCUGCCAGCUCACCUUCCCAAGACCACAGGGGCUAACAGCAGAAUAGAAAAGGUGAGGAAGUAAGUAGAAGCAUGUGGGGAUAUUCAAAGAUUUCUCUAUGCCAAGAAGCACAGAGACUUCGGUGAGGUGUGCCUCAAUCCAAUAGGGCUUCCUCGGCAGCCAGCAAUACAUUGUUUCUUUGUCUUCCAGGUCCUAGUUAAAGAACACAGAGAAAAUGGAUGUUCCAACUGAGGUUGAACAGUGGGACAGUGCCUGUCCUUUCUCCAACAGCAGGAUGGGGCUUCUGGACUCCACACACUAGGGUUGUUCGCUAUAGCUGUUGCCAUGUGCAGAGGCUGCACAAAGCUUGGUGUGAGAGCAGGGAAACCAGUCUUCUUUGAAAUGAAUGGGGAAAGCUAGUUAAAAACUUUCACUAGCCACAUCAUCCCAGGCUUAACUUGCCUUAGGGACCAUUCUGAUCUGUUGGAUCAUAGGCUAAGGAUCUGUGCAUGAUGCCAGGUGAAACCCAAAUUUUCCCUGAGCUCAGUGAGAGAAGGCUUAAUUUGGGUUAUUUGGAGACUGCUGUCCUUUGCCAAUCCCUGAACCACAUUGACUCUUACGACAGACUAUGAUUAGAUCUAUCACCAAACUUUUUCUAAUCACUGAUUAUCAUUUUUCUUUUCAAGUCUGUUAGCGGUUACCUCUCAGAAGUAUCUCCAGUAUCCUGAGGUGAAUAGAGGUGAGAGAGGGGAGUGCAAGAGUUGACACUGCAGCAGAGUUCCAGCGUAGAUGUUGGCACGUUAUUGAACUUUGACUGUGAAGCCUUCCCAUUUGUUUUUGAAAUGGGAGUUGAUAACUUUUAUAUAAUAUUAUCAGUGUGUAUCUUUUUUUCCCCUUUACUCAAACUUAGAGCAUCAAAAUAUGUAUCACAAAUAAAGCCAAACCCCAGCUUUUCAUUGGGGCUAAUAUCUUCCUCCCCGUGACCUGCUGCUCCUCAUACUCCCCAGCAUUUGGGCUGUGUCACAUGGGUAUUGACUGUAUUUUUCAUUGUCUUUGCCUCAUGGAGAAAAAAAGGCCUGGGUCCAGAUAUAAUCAAAUAGGUUUUCUCCUUCGGAGUAUAUCGAUGGCACAGCACCUAUAUAAAUGUCUUUGCCUUAUAUAUUAUUCUGUCCCGCUGUUAAUAACAGGAUUAUUAUCAUGUAUAUUUGCUAUUGAAGGCGGGAAUGUGAUCCUUAUAGUUAGUGGUGUAUUUUGUAUGUUGUACAAAGCUUGUAAUAUAGGCUUAAGGUUGGCUGGCUAUAAGAGCACUAAAACUUCUCACCUUUUAAACUGCUCUUUUUAUCUGCUUGUGAGAAUUUUGUCUCUUCAGUGGAAGAUUGGGUGGUCUCAUGUUGAGGCUAUUACCCAGUUCUAUUAACUCCCUUGUCCCCUCCCAGAGGGAAAAGACAUUGCCCAGCUAAGCAUCAAGAAGCUGUGCUAACAGUUCUUGUAUGGGUUUGGUUUUGUGAUGUUUUUCUCUAGUGGAAAACUGUAAUAGCUAUUUCUUACCACCCUGUUCGGAAGUAGGGUAGUGGCCUCUAGGUGUUUAAAUAAGCUGGAUCCCUGUCUUCCUAUCUCUGAUCACUAAACCUGGACCAAAGCACUUUGAUAUUCCAGGUAUAAUUUACUCACUUAUUGGGAUCUGCUCCACCUGGGAGCAACUCCACUAUUUUCAUAGGCUAGGCCAGCAGAGUGAUCAUAGGGCUAUUCCAGCUGAUGAAUGUGAGGCUGCUGUCUACAGGAACUUGUCCCAGCCCCCUUACCUGGCAAAGGCAGAGACUAGUCACUAGCCAUUGCACUGAGGGAAUGCCCUUACCCAGUGACUUCCCAGCUUGAAACACAGAUUUACCUCCAGGGAAAGGUGAGAAAAAAAUUGUAAAUAGACUUGCUACAGAGCAACUCAGGGUUGGGGUAUGUUUUAAUUCUCCUGAUCACUUGAAAUAAUCUGUAGGCUGAGUGCUUAUGGGAGUGGGGGAGAAGUGUGACUCUAGGGUCCUUCCUUUCUGUGAAACUCUGGGGGUGGAGUGUAGGGCAUCGGAGCCCCUUUGAUCACACUACACAGAGCUGUCUGUCCUUAUGAAAACCCAACGUAUAAUCAACUACAAAUCAGAGUCUUCACAUUCCAGUUGUAGUCUUUCUUUCCCUUUUGAAACUCAGUCCCUGAUUAUCUAGUUAAAGUGGCUUUCUGUUAAGCUGCCCUAAUUUAGGGAAUGGGAGGGAAGAGAGGAGGGCUUUACAACUCUGCCUUCAAGACUCAUCUCUAAAAUCAAAAUGAAACAAAACUGUAACUACUUUCGAAAUCACAUGCAAAAAAAAAAAAGAAAAAAAGGGUAACUUUAAUUGAAGGAAGGGUUUGGUUCCAUUCAACUCCACGUUCAUUGUGCCUUUACUUGUGUUAGAUUUCUGUGCUUUCUUCCUCUCCCUCUUUGAAAUAAUUAAAAUCUUCCUUGAUAACUGCGGUUUCCUUCUUUCUACUCGCUUCUGACAGUUUAAUGGGUUCCUUCCCUAAUUGUCUUAAAUGUCAUUCCACUGGUGGCAGAGGGGCAUACCUUUUUUUUCUCAUCUCUAACCUUUGUCCUUUCCAACAGUGACCAGCAUGGAAGUCACAGUCAACACUGAAAAAAAGGCUAGAAUGAUGUGUGUGCGCAUGUGUGUGUGUUUGUGUUCAUCUGUCGGCAGUGGAUCAAUUUCUUUAAAAAUAAUUUAUUGUAUGAUUUAUUUUGGAAUUAUAUCCUGAUUACAGUGCUCCUUCUUUCAAAUAGCACUGCUUUUUUUUUUCCCCCUCUAAAAUGUAUAAUGUGGUCUCAGGUUGGAUUUUUUAGUACAUUUCUUUCUUCUGGAUGCCAUGCAGUUUAAUUAAACCUUGCUUAAAAACAAAAACAAAAAAGUGAAAAUUGUGUACUCUUGUCAUGCCUCAAGUGGUGGCAAAGGAGAGGUAUUGCCUCAUCUUGUGGGUAAGUGUGGUGAUUUGAUUUGAGGUCCCCUGAGAAAGUAGGUGUACUGACUUGAGGAGCAGAAGCAUCUGCAGCUUUCCAAGGGUCUUCUCUCCUACUGUAUUUUAAAAAUCACAGUUCUAGUUAACUACAGUGACCUGCAGAUUCUGAAAGUAUUUUCUGUUUGCUACCUAACUCCCCUUUGCCCAUGAUUUCAGGGAACACAAAAGGCUCCUUAGCCUUGUGUCCUUUCUGGUAUCCCUUAAUGAUUCUUUUUGUCUGUGUUGGCUGAUUCUCAAAUGGACAGUGAAAGAAAAGGUGGGGGCAGGGCAUUAUGGCCCAUGUAUCCAUUUUUGUGUGGGUGUUGGCUGUUUUCUUCACUGCUUUUUAAGCUGAAAUCUUAGCUAGUUUUCUUGAACUUUGACUUUAGGUGUAAAAAA